Kwoniella botswanensis is the source of this 417-nucleotide messenger RNA. RefSeq lists its product as uncharacterized. The record is from RefSeq and is a predicted model, not a curated record. NCBI's taxonomy places the organism in Eukaryota, Fungi, Basidiomycota, Tremellomycetes, Tremellales, Cryptococcaceae. The transcript is spliced from 2 exons. The coding region runs from base 1 to 417 and encodes 138 amino acids.
AUGACUAGACAAACAGACUUCGGUUCAGAAAAACCAUCCGACUUUGAUCCUCCUCAAGCUAGUGCCACCGCCAGAUCUAGCAGCAAUGCUGCUACCACCGGUUCUGACUCAGUAGGCCAAUCAGGCUUCAGAGAUGCAGGUACUUCUUUCUCUGGUGGAACACCUUCGACUCUCACUCAGGCAGCGAGCGGGACCGAUGCGCUCCAAAGGUCCUUUGUGGCCCCACUCAGUCAAGGAUCCAAUACCACUACAGCUGCCGCUAGCGCUGCAGCUCGAUCAUCUAGAUUAGCUGCGGGUGAACAUAACCCACGGAUCAACAUGAUAGAAGCUGAUCAUGCGAGAGUCGAGAGGGUAACUUCGGGUGAAAACAAGGAUCCUGAAGCAGAAUGGCUCAAGGGUGCAAAUUUAUACAAAUAG